AUGUGGCCGAUUGGCAAUCACACCACACCCACCAGCACAGCCGUGGAGUGGAGCUCCCCCCCUCCCUCUCACCCACCAGCACAGCCGUGGAGCUCCCCCCCCUCCCUCUCACCCACCAGCACAGCCGUGGAGCUCCCCCCCCUCCCUCUCACCCACCCUGGCCCACCAGCAGCACAGCUGUGGAGCUCGGCAGCUCCUCAUCUCCUCAUCUCCUCAUCUCCCCUUUUCCGCAUCUCCUCAUUUCCCUAUCUUCCCAUCUCCUUUUCUCCCCAUCUCCUCAUCUUCCUAUCCCCGCAUCUCCUCAUCUACCCAUCUCCCCAUCUCCUCAUCUCCCCAUCUCCUCAUCUCCCCAUCUCCCCAUCUUCUCCUCUCCUCAUCUCCCUAUCUCCACAUCUCCUCAUCUCCUCAUCUCCCCAUCUGCUCCUCUCCUGCUCUCCCCAUCCGUCAUCUCCCCAUCUCCUUUCUGGUAAGCUACUGGGGAUCACCAAGCACAGCAUGAAUGCACUCAAGGCGUACAAAGCUGAUCACACCACCGCCGGCAACAGAGCUGUGGAGGUGGGCAGGUGGGGCUUGGAGGUGGGCAGGUGGGGCUUGGAGCGUGGUCCGCCUGGCGGAGGUCCUCCCGGCGGUCAGCGCGGAGGCCCUGGCGCCGGUUCCGGCGGACCCGGCGGUCCCGGCGGUCCCGGCGGUCGCGGCGGUCGCGACGGUCCCGGCGGGCCUGGCGGACCGCGCGGUCCUCCGCUGAACCUGACGGCCGUCGGAAAUUUGACGGCCGAUGUUGGCGCGCAGCUCGCCAACUGCACCGUGGAUCAGAAGACCCUUAACGGCAGCUUCCACCUCGCCGUCUUCAAGAAUUCCACCGGGAACUACAACCUUUUCGUCGAGGCGAUGCUGGUGGAUGCGGCGGGCGGUCCGCCCGACUCGGUGGCGAUCGUGAAGGGCGCCGUGUGCGACGCCGCCGCGACGGACGUGCUCGCGCUGCCGCUCGCCGCGGCGGACUGGAAGCAGCGCGCGGGGUGGUGGCUGCUGCAUGCGGAGGCGCGCCUCGACGCGUUCCUCGAGAACGCGGACGCCGCCACCCUCGACGCGCUGCUCGCCGUGCUCCCCACCGCCUCUCCUCCGCCCACCAGCGGCGGCGGAGGCAGCACGGGGGGGGCGCGGAAGGGGCAGGGGGGGAGGCGCAUGGGGCGGGAGCUGCUGAUGGGGGCAUUCGGCCGCGCGGCCAGGCAGGGGGGACAGAAGCAGGGGGGACAUAAGCAGGGGGGGCAGCAGAAGCAGGGGGGGCAACAGCAGGGGGGGCCGCAGCAGGCGCCUGCAGUGAGCGGGUAUGCUGUGCUGGCGGGCAGCAGCGCAGCAGGUGUGACGUGGGGCGGGCAGCUCAUGGGCGCCAAGAUGCCCGCCGCUGCUGCUGUUUAG
Messenger RNA from Closterium sp. NIES-65, 1416 nucleotides. NCBI's taxonomy places the organism in Eukaryota, Viridiplantae, Streptophyta, Zygnematophyceae, Desmidiales, Closteriaceae. The record is from the annotation of a GenBank genome assembly.